AUGGACAACGACACUACCGAUACUACUGCAUACUAUACGACCGGUCCAGCUUCUACCGUUUCUUUCGAUACCACCAGCUCUAACAUGGUUGAUACAGGAGCCGGAUCGGAACAAUCUAAAAAGGAAAGACGACAUGGUGGGGGGACUCCCAAAACUCGUUGUGAAAGAUGUACGACGAAACAUUUGAAAUGCGAUUCAACAAGUCAGGAUGGCGCCUCGUCGUGUACUCAUUGUGAUACAGCGUGGGAACCCUGCAGUUUCUGUCCAGAGGAGUUUAAAGAGGUUUUGGCAAAGUGGCAAAAGGAAAAUGCCCCGGCUAAAGUGAAGAAGACAAGAAGCUCGAAAGCUUGUGAUGAAUGUUAUAAAGAUAAGAAGAAUCCCAAAUGUGAAUUCCUUCCAGAUGGAAGCUCAUCAUGUACCCGCUGUACCAAGUUGAAAAGAAGCUGUACAUUCCAAAUCAAACGUCAGAGAGGUACAUGGGGAGAGUUGAUGGGCUGCCCAGCAGAUGUCUCAUCAACUCAGUGCCCUAAUGUGAUCGCGGAAAAUCGAAAUACUGAGGGGAUAGGGCCGAUGGACCUGUCCAUGUACGACUCAGGAGCUGCAUUCCAGUCGACUGAGUGUAAUACCAUGCUGGAGAUGUUGCCCACAAACGAACGUCAAGGACAGCUCAAUACGUUUCCGGACCCCAGUCUGAGUACGUCUAUGAUAUCCUGGGAGACAAUCAGGCCAGCUGUACCAGACGAUGCUUUGUUCGACGGUUUUGACGAGGAUGAUAUGGAUACCUACCUAGUACAAGUCUUUUGCCGAGCAAGGUCUAUGGACAACAUGUAA
Messenger RNA from Kwoniella mangroviensis CBS 8507, 831 nucleotides. RefSeq lists its product as uncharacterized. The record is from RefSeq and is a predicted model, not a curated record. Gene Ontology annotation, molecular function: zinc ion binding; DNA-binding transcription factor activity, RNA polymerase II-specific. NCBI's taxonomy places the organism in Eukaryota, Fungi, Basidiomycota, Tremellomycetes, Tremellales, Cryptococcaceae. The transcript is spliced from 5 exons. Gene Ontology annotation, biological process: regulation of DNA-templated transcription. Bases 1 to 831 code for a protein of 276 amino acids.